Chlorocebus sabaeus (green monkey) is the source of this 2946-nucleotide messenger RNA. It is a transcript of the gene KRT39, whose product is annotated as keratin 39. The record is from RefSeq and is a predicted model, not a curated record. Gene Ontology annotation, molecular function: structural molecule activity. Gene Ontology annotation, cellular component: cytoskeleton. NCBI's taxonomy places the organism in Eukaryota, Metazoa, Chordata, Mammalia, Primates, Cercopithecidae. Gene Ontology annotation, biological process: epithelial cell differentiation; intermediate filament organization.
AUGGAUACCAAGGGCUGUACAACAACCAAUUCUCCUUCAACCCCAUGUCAAAACUGCUCUAGGAUUACAAAUGUUAGUACCAUCUCUUCGAACAACUGCUGCCAUCCUGGUGGCCUUAAAGUCAAGAACUGUCAACCAGCUGGCCACACUCUCAGAACUACCCGGGACCAGGGCUGCCAACCCACUCCUUGCUUUUGUCGCAAACCCAUCUACCUAAUAAACAACUUCAUCGUGCGUUCCUCUCUAGAUGACUGUAGCUGGUAUGGUGAAGGCAUCAACAGUAAUGAGAAGGAGACCAUGCAAAUCUUGAACGAGCGUCUUGCUAACUACCUGGAAAAGGUGCGAAUGCUAGAACGAGAGAAUGCUGAAUUGGAAUCUAAAAUCCAGGAAGAGAACAACAAAGAGCUCCCUGUUCUAUGUCCUGAUUACCUGUCUUAUUACACUACCAUUGAGGAGCUCCAGCAGAAGAUCUUGUGUACCAAGGCUGAGAAUUCCAGACUGGUCUCGCAAAUUGACAACACCAAACUGACUGCAGAUGACUUGAGAGCCAAGUAUGAGGCUGAGGUGUCUCUCCGCCAGCUGGUAGAGGCAGAUGCCAAUGGCCUCAAGCAGAUCCUGAAUGUGCUGACCCUGGGCAAGGCCGACCUGGAGGCACAAGUCCAGUCUCUGAAAGAGGAGCUCAUUUGCCUCAAGAACAACCACAAAGAGGAAAUCAAUUCUUUACAGUGUCAGCUUGGGGAGAGACUUCACAUUGAAGUGACUGCUGCCCCUUCUGUUGACCUAAACCAGGUUCUACAAGAAAUGAGAUGUCAAUAUGAGUCCAUCAUGGAGACAAAUCGCAAAGAUGCGGAACAAUGGUUCAACACACAGAUAGAGGAGCUGAAUCAACAAGUGGUGACCAGCUCUCAACAGCAGCAAUGCUGCCAAAAGGAGAUCAUAGAACUGAGACGCACUGUGAACACUCUGGAGGUUGAACUGCAGGCCCAGCAUCGAAUGAGAGAUUCCCAAGAGUGCAUCCUGACGGAGACGGAGGCUCGCUACACAACCCUGCUGACCCAGAUCCAGAGUCUGAUUGAUAACCUGGAGGCUCAGCUGGCAGAGAUCCGGUGUGCCCUGGAAAGACAGAACCAAGAGUACGAGAUCCUGCUGGACGUCAAGUCCCGGCUGGAGUGUGAGAUUACCACAUACCGCAGCCUUCUGGAGAGCUGGGAUGGCAAGCGUCCCUGUUACCCGUGUGCCACCAAAUGUGAGCCUUCCCCUUGGACAUCUUAUAAGUCCGGAGCCAUGGAAUGCACGGCCCCAGUUUGCACAUCCUCAGCCCCCUGUGGCUUAAAGGAGCACUGCAGUGCCUGUGGACCCCUGUCCCGGAUACUGGUUAAAAUUUGCACCAUCACCAAGGAGAUUAAGGAUGGGAAGGUCAUUUCUUCUUACGAGCAUGUGCAGCCUUGUUUCAUCAUCAGACCUGCCAAAGUCUAACAUCCCAAUGAUGAAAAUGACCCACAUUUAUGAAAGAGAGGCCAAUACAUGCUCCUGCCAGAGAGGUUUAAGAAAACUCCCCAGUCCCUUAAGGUACUUAGUUUCUUACUACUUACCUAUUGCUAGGUAGAAUAUCUUUUAUUCUGCUCCUUCCCUAGCUCACCACUGCUAACAUGAUAAUAAAUUACAUUUCUCUGGAAGGACAUUUUGCAUUUAUCUGAGGGCUGGGAACUGAUUUGUAAGCACCCAGGAAGACGGCCUACAUUGCUUGACUUUACAGGUGAUUGAUGGGCAGGCCUCUCUCUUGUUUACUCAGGCCUUGUUUACUGACAUUCCUCCUUAGAGCCAGUCAGACAAGUUUAGAGUUGUUUUUGGCCACCGGCACCUGAAGGUGAAAAGUUACAACCUUCCCUUCUAAAUUUCUUUGGAUACAGAAAGAAACAUACAUGGGAACAGUAUAAAUAGGGGGAAAGAUCUUUAAUAUUUAAUUCCCUUGUGUAGAUAGUCACGAGUAUGGAUCCUAUUAAACCCUGCUGUCUUAAUUAUGAUUUAUCUACACUAACAUACCUGACCUUUCCAAAGAUAUUUUUUAAAUGUCCAUGGUCUCCGAAACUUUGUGACCUAUUAGGCUCUCCAAAUAUUUUAUUUGAGAGUCAGAUAAGUUGUGGGGAGUGAAUCUAGAACACUUUGAAGAAAUAGCAUGGGUCUUUUCAUUAAACAUUUGCUAUUUCUCUUUCUAUUCUUUAGGGAAUGGGAGUUUGUUCUGAUUGUUUGACAAGGAACAUUUAGCUGGAACUCUCAAGAAAUAACCCUUCUUCCCCUCCCUGUGAAGAGUGACAAAGAAAAACAUAGCUUAGAUUCCUGCUUCAAUCUGUCCGUCAGAGUAAAUGGACAUAAUAUCCACACAUUUUGCAGAAAAGCAAUAGUGAAUAGUUGCUGCUUGUAAGCGCAAGGCAGUCCCAAUGUGAGAAGGCAUCAGUUACAUACCAGCCAUCAUCACAGCUUCUGGCAGGAUAGUCACAGAAUAUGUAAGUCAUUCCCGACAAUAAUCAUGGACAUUGCCAGAGGUUUUAAGAAAUAAUUCAGAAUCAAACACAGAUGGAAAGUCAAAAGGCCCGAAGUUCUACACCUGCAUUUCCCAGCUGUGACCUUGGGGAAAACAUUUAGACUUCAUCAAAUUUAAUUUCUGUAUUUGUUAAAUGAGGAUCAUGCCUACUUCACAGGGUUGUUGUGAAGAUCAAAUGAAAUUGUUUAUGUGACACUUCUUUGAAUGCUGAAAAGCACCACCCAAUGUGAUUUUUAUGUAAGUUUUGCUUUUAGCUACAGCCCUAGACCUAUUUUUGUAAUUAUCUCAUUUUAAAAUUCUUUCUUCAUGAAUUUAGUUAUCCAGUCAUGAUUCUGGAGUUUUAAUAGUGUUUAACUUUUGGGAGGAAAAAAAAAAAAACACCAUGAUUUCCUGUGAUCAGGCCC